Messenger RNA from Pectinophora gossypiella (pink bollworm), 882 nucleotides. Its product is annotated as DNA-3-methyladenine glycosylase 1-like. Gene Ontology annotation, molecular function: DNA-3-methyladenine glycosylase activity. The transcript has a single exon. Bases 283 to 864 code for a protein of 193 amino acids. The record is from RefSeq and is a predicted model, not a curated record. NCBI's taxonomy places the organism in Eukaryota, Metazoa, Arthropoda, Insecta, Lepidoptera, Gelechiidae. Gene Ontology annotation, biological process: DNA alkylation repair; base-excision repair.
CGCUAUCGAGCGGCAACACUAGUAGAUAUUCUCGUUCUGCGUCUUUCUCCAAGAUUUGCCGACUUUGUAGUGUUUAUAAAUAAUUAAGGUGCGUGAUGACAUAAAUUAUUCAGAAUUUGCUCAUACAACGGAAUAAUUGAAACUUUGUUGAAACUACUAAGUACUUAACCGCUAACCUAAGAUCCAGGAUAUAAACAUUAAUUUUCGUCAGAAUAAUACACAUUACAAAAUCUCAACACAAAACAAUUCUCAGUAAACGUUUAAGAAUUAAAAUAGAUAACUAUGAUGAAUACCGAUGAAAACUGUGAUGUAGUCAGAUGCGAAUGGUUGACUAAAGAUCCUGAAUAUAUUAGAUAUCAUGAUGAAGAAUGGGGCAAUCCUGAGUACAACAGCAUUCGGUUGUUAGAAAUGCUCUGUUUAGAAGGACAACAAGCUGGUUUGUCAUGGCUAACUAUCUUGAAGAAAAGAGACAAUUAUAGAAAAUUAUUUUUUAAUUUUGAUCCACACAUAGUUGCCAGACUGAAACAAAAAGAAAUAUCAAAUUAUAUAAAUAAUCCAGGAAUUGUAAGACACAAUGGCAAAAUUGAAGCAAUAAUAAAUAAUGCCAAAUGUUUUAUAAAAAUGGAAGAAAUGGGUGAAGACUUUUCCCAUUUCAUAUGGAACUUUGUAAAUAAUGAACCAAUUGUAAACAACUGGAAUAAUAGCAAAGAUGUUCCGACUGAGAGUGAAGAGUCAAUAAGUCUUUCAAUAGCCUUGAAGAAGAAAGGAUUUAAGUAUGUUGGUUCAACAAUUUGUUACGCUUUUAUGCAAGCAUGUGGCUUAGUUAAUGAUCACAUAUUAUCAUGUGUUUGUCGUAAGAAAUAAAUACUAGGUACCUACUCA